Molecule: messenger RNA, 7737 nt
Organism: Hemibagrus wyckioides
Lineage: Eukaryota; Metazoa; Chordata; Actinopteri; Siluriformes; Bagridae
Gene: nup210
Product: nucleoporin 210
Exons: 41
Coding region: 211-5850 (1879 amino acids)
Cellular component (GO): nuclear pore
Source: RefSeq, a predicted model, not a curated record
CUGCUUCAACUCCUUAUCGAGAAAAGUCGCCAUCAGGCCAUGCGGCCUCGGUUUGAAUGACGGCCUACAUUUCCCAGAAUGCACCGGAACCGCGUUUUGUGGUGGGCAAAGCAACUCAAUGGCGGGUAUUUCCAUGCGACUACUGAGAUCCGUGAAGAGAACCUGAAUUAUUUCUCCUCCUCAGACUGAAGUGAAUUAAACGGAACCUUGAUGGCGGAACUCGGCUUCCGGUGUGUGUUCCUGCUGCUACUGAUUUGGUGUUGCUCCCAUGUGUGCCAGGCUGCUAAACUCAACAUCCCCAAAGUCCUGCUCCCUCUGGCCAGGAGCACCAAGAUCAACUUCACCCUGGAGGCCACUGAAGGCUGCUACAGAUGGUCAUCGAACAGACCCGAGGUGGCGAGUGUUGAGUCCGUAGGCAUGGACGAGCGUCAGUGUUCUCAGAGAGCCGUGCUCCAGGCUCGCUCCACUCAGCUCUCACGCCUGACCAGCAUUAUUCUAGCCGAGGAUGUCGUGACCGGACAGGUGUUACGCUGCGACGCCAUCGUGGAUGUCAUCAACGAGAUUCAGAUCGUCUCCACCACGCGGGAGCUCCAUCUGGAGGACUCACCCCUGGAGCUGAUGAUCCAUGCUCUAGAUUCAGAAGGAAACACCUUCAGUACUCUGGCUGGUCUGGUGUUCGACUGGAGCCUCGUGAAGGGCACUGAGACGGGCAUGAUCCCCGAUUCCUACAGCUCGUUACGAGUGCUAAAGUUCUCCGAGUCGACCUAUACACCACCCACGUACAUUUCGGAGAUGGAGCGAGUGGGGAAGCAGGGAGAUAUCAUUCUGGUGUCUGGGAUUAAAACUGGCCACGCAAAACUGAAAGCUAAAAUCCAGGAGCCGCUCUACACGCAUGUAGGAGCUGCUGAGGUGCGACUGCUGAUUCUGGAGAACAUCCUCCUGAGCCCCGCCUACGAUGUCUACCUGCUGGCCGGAACCUCCAUCAAGUACAAGGUGCAGAAAAUCCGGCAGGGAAAGAUCACAGAGCUCUCCAUGCCGUGUGAUCAGUAUGAGCUCCAGCUGAAGAACAGCGUGGUCGCUCCUGGAGGUGACUUGAAUUCGGUGGUGGCCGAGCUCGAUCCCGGCACCUCCACGGUCCUUGCUCUUUGGCACGGACACACCAAUGUCGUCCUGGACCACAAGACUCUGGGGAUGAAGGGAGCGUCCAGACUUCCGAACAGCACGCUGUAUGUGGUGGAACCCGGAUACCUGGUGUUUAAGAUAAACCCCGGGGAACGCUGGGUUCUGGAGACCGGAAGAAACUAUGAAAUCUCUAUUGAAGUGUUCGACAAGUCCAGCAACAAGAUUUAUCUCUCAGAUAACAUCCGGAUAGAACCCACCUUCCCUAAGGAGUUCUUCGAGGUUCUGGAGUCCUCCCUGAACGGAUCGUACCACCGUGUGAAAGUGAUGAAAAAUGGACAGACGACUAUCGAGGGGAUGCUGAGGGCCGUCGUCGAUCAGAGAGGAACUGAGCACGCACUUCCUGUUCCCGUGAGAAACGAACAGGAUGUCGAAAUUUACAACCCCAUCGUCCUCAAUCCCUCCAUCCUCACGUUCCCAUGGCAGCCGAAAGAAGGAGCAUAUCAGUACACCAUCAAGGUGACCGGAGGAAGUGGAAACUUUAGCUGGUCUUCCUCAAACACGGCCGUCGCUACGGUUACGGUGAAGGGCGUGAUGAAGACUGUGCGUGACAUCGGAGUGAGUGCGGUGUACGCCCACGACCUGAGGAACCCGCUGCAUUACGGAGAGAUGAAGGUUUAUGUGAUUGAGCCUGUGAGGAUGGAGUUCGCUCCGUGUGUGGUGGAGGCUCGGGUGAAUCUCACCCUGGAGCUUCCGCUGCGCAUUUUCGGUCAGCUGAGCUCGGAGGACAGGGAGAAGGUCACUCUGAGCGACUGCUCACACUUUGAUUUGCAGGUGCAGAUGGAAAAUCACGGUGUGUUUCAGCUGCAGCAGGGGCGUUUACCCCCGGGCCAGCAGCACUGUAGCGGUGUGCGUGUCCAGGCCAUAUCCCCAGGUUACACAAACCUGCUGGUCACUUACACACAUGGAAAUGUUCACCUGAGCGCCAAGAUCACCAUCGCGGCAUACCCACCUCUCCGAGCUGUGGAUCCAGUGUCGGUCGCUCUGGUUACUCUCGGCUCCUCUAAGGACAUGCUUUUUGAGGGCGGACCAAAGCCGUGGAUUCUUGAACCUUCGAAGUUUUUCAGAAACCUGACCGCUGAGGAUAGUAGCAUUGUCACGCUAACGCUAACGGGCCCAACGUCACGCAACUACUUCACUCACCACAUCCGAGCAUUGUGCCGCGCCCUCGGGGAACAGGUGUUGGCGGUGACGGUGGGGAAUCAGCCGACGCUCACUAAUCCCUUCCCUGCGGUGGAGCCGGCGGUGGUGAAGUUUGUGUGCGCUCCUCCAUCACGCCUGGCGCUCAUCCCGGUCUACACCACGGCUCAGCUCGACCUGUCCUGCCCUCUGCUGCAGCACAACAAACAAGUGGUUCCUGUGUCUAAUUACCGGAACCCGGAGUUGGAUGUGGUGGCGUUUGACCAGCAAGGAAGGAAGUUUGAUAACUUUAGCUCUCUGAGUAUGAUGUGGGAGACGUCCAAAGCGGCACUGGCCAGCCUUGAGUCCAACAAGCCCAUGGAGCUGUAUGUCACUGAGGAGACCAACACCAAGCAGAAGAAACUUCACGGACGUCAGAUGGUCUUUGUUCAUCAUGAGUCAGGCGUGGCUGCCAUCACUGUGAGUGCGCUGGGAUACCAGACAUCUCACCUGGAGAAAGCAGCUGUUCUACCAGGGUUUGAACCUCUGAUGAUGGUCUCUGCUACACUGGAUCUGCUGUUGGUUGAGGAUGUCACAGUGACCCCGCAGUCUGUGUCCAUUUAUAAUCACCCUGAUGUUCGGGUGGAGCUCAUGCUGAGAGAAGGCUCCGGUUAUUUCUUCAUCAAUACAAGUGUUCAGGGAAUCGCUAACGUGGAGUUUCAGGAGUCUCAGGGAACUGCUGAGGUGGUCCCACUGCGCCCCGGUGUCCUCCAGGUGAUGGUUCACGACCUCUGCUUAACCUUUCCCGCCCCCGCCACAACCACAGUGCACGUUUCGGACAUCCUGGAGGUUUAUGUGCGUGUGGUAGAUAAGGUGGAGAUCGGAAAGUCUGUGAGAGCGUACGUUCGAGUUUUGGACAACAACAGAAAGCCGUUUCUGGCCAAAUAUUUUUCUCACAUGAAUCUGAAACUGAAAGCUGCAUCGUCCAUCGUGUCUCUGCAACCUUUAUCAGAGCACUUUGAGAAGGACACGACUACAUUCCUGGUCAAAGGCGUGGUGAUCGGUCAGACCAGUAUCUCUGCUUUCGUUACCGAUAAAAAUGGGAGAACGAUCACGUCUGCACCACAGCAAAUCGAAGUUUUUCCACCUUUCAGGCUGCUCCCGAGGAAGGUCACUCUGAUCAUCGGGGCAGUGAUGCAGAUCACAUCAGAAGGAGGUCCACAGCCUCAGUCCAACAUCCUGUUCUCUUUAAGCGACUCACACAUUGCUUCAGUUAACAGCAUCGGUCUGGUUCGGGGUGUUGCAGUGGGCAACAUGACCGUUACAGGAGUCGUGCAAGCCAUCGAUACAGAAAGCGGGAAACUGGUGGUGAUCUCACAGGAUCAAGUGCAGGUGGAGGUGGUGCAGCUGAAAGGUGUCCGAAUCAGAGCACCGGUCACCAGAAUGAAGACUGGCACCAUGAUGCCAGUGUAUGUGAUGGGUUUAACGAGCACCGAGACUCCAUUCUCCUUCGGUAACGCUCUUCCAGGACUCACCUUUCACUGGAGCGUAACCAAGAGAGACAUCCUGGAGGUCCACACGCGCCAUUCAGAGGCCUCUGUUAAACUUUCUGCUGAGCACAACUUUGCCAUGAGUGUGUCCGGCUGCAGUAAAGGUCGCACUGGACUGAAGGUGGUGGUGCGAACAACGGUUCCUGAAGCAGGGCACUUGUGGGGCAACAAGCUGGAGCUGAGUGAUGAGAUUCAGAUCCAGGUGUUUGAGAAAUUGCAGCUGCUGAAUCCAGAAGUGCAAGCUGAAAAGAUUCUGAUGUCCCCAAACUCAUUAUUAAAACUUCAGACCAACCGGGAUGGAGUGGGUUCUCUGUCGUAUCAGGUUCUAGACUGUCCUGAUGCAGCUCCUCUCAUCCAUGUGGAUGAUAACGGCCAUCUCACGUCAGGCUCUCUGGCAGGCACAGCGUCCUUACAGAUCACCGCUCAGGAGAGCUUCGGAGUCAACCAGACCAUUAUUAUCGCUGUGAAGGUGGUGACUGUGUCCUACCUGAGACUGAGCACCGGUCCAGUUUUCUACACCUCUAACAGGGAGACACUGUCGGCGUUCCCUCUCGGCUCUGUCCUCACCUUCACUGUCCACUUCCAUGACAGCAGUGGUGAAGCGCUGCACAGCCACAACUCCCAGCUCACCUUCUCCACCAACAGGGAUGACCUGGUGCAGGUGGGUAAAGGUGUGAGUAACAGCUCUCUCACAGUGAGGACAGUAAACGUGGGUUUGACGCUGUUGAGCGUUUGGGAUUCGGAGCAGAGCAGCCUGGUGGAUUACGUCGCUCUUCCCGUUCAUCACGCCAUUCAGCCGGCUGACGCCCACAACCUGGUGCCCGCUGACGUGGUGUGUUUUUCAGCUCAGCUUUUUAGCCAUGAAGGGCUGUCAGGAACGUGGAGCUCUUCAUCCAGCUCUAUCCUGGAGAUCCAUCCCAAAACGGGUGUGGCUGUAGCUCGAGACGUGGGAACGGUGACAGUUUAUUAUGAGAUACCAGGACAACUGCGCACUUACAGAGAGGUGGUUGUGAACAGCAUCUCCAGGACAGUCGCUAUGGUUCCCUCAGAUUCUUUGAGAAAUGAGAGAGAGACCAAAGUGCACCUGACCACCAGAGAACGAGGAACCAACCUUAUAGGAAGCUGCUCACUCACUCAGUUGGAAAGCAUCGCAUCUCUGCAGCCAGAGAAGUCCAUCAGCUGCCAUCUGCAGUUCACCAGCGAUGCCGUGGACUUCUCCGCUCACGACGUCUAUCACACACACACUACUUUCGACACCAGCACAGGUGUCUACAGCUGUGCGCUGACCCUCGGCCCGUUGACGGAGCAGCAGGUGAAGGUCCUGGGCAUGUCCAUGAGCAGCGUAAGGGUGGAGGCGGAUGUGGAGGGAAGUCGUUUUUCAGGAGAGCGAGUCAGUGCUGAGCUGCAGGUGAAUCCCGGGUUCUAUGCGGAUCAGACGCACAUCAUUCUGAGCAGCCAGCACACCACCGCUGAGCUCAGUGUGUUCGGAGCCAUGGGACUGUUGCAGCAUCUUCAGGUGAAGUCGAGCUCUCCCUCCAUCCUGGUCCGGGAGAAGGAGGUCUCCUCCACCUACCCGAGCUUCAUCAGAUACACCGUGACCCUGCUUAACCUGUGGGACAUCACGUCCGCCUCUCUGACCGUGUCCAGUCCCAGCAGCACACAGCAGCUGCUCAUCCCCAUCACUGUUGUAAACACUGUAGACACCGGCUCCACCAGCAGAGGCGUGGGAGGAGGAGAGGGAGUCGGGAUCCUGCAGCAGUUUAUGGACUCCUAUCAGGUCAUGUUCUUCACCCUGUUCGCUGUCCUGGCCGGUACGGCGGUCAUUGUUAUCGUGUGUCAUGCCAUCUUCUCUCCCAGAGACCCACCGGUCCAUCCUGCCUUCAUCCAGAAAACUCCGCCCCCUCCAGCGUCUCCGGCGGCGAGUCGCUUUAACCAGACGCUUCACUCGUCUGGCCUGAGGACUAGCCCCAAGCUGUUCUCUCCAGACUACAACUCUCGAUGAGGUCAGCCUCAGACGUGCGGCCGGCCUGCUUCAAGUGCCUUUAAUACCAAGACAACCAUAUACCACUCUGUGUGUGUGUGUGUGUAUUGCUUCCUUUUGCUAAUUUGUUUUGUUUUUAAUUUGGUUGGUUGUUUGUUUUUUAUUUGUUUAUUUAUGAUAGCGAACAAUAUUCUACCUUGUUUUUUUUUUCUUUUGUAACUCUGGGCAUUUUUAUUCCGAUCCAUCUGAUGAAUCUGUGAACACGUGAAAAGAAAAAAAGAAAAGAAAACUCAGGACCUCACAUCCAACCUGAUCAUGAUGUGAUGUAGCGCCUUAUUAUUAUUAUUAUUAUUAUUAUUAGAGUAUUGUGAAUGUAGGCACAGAGCCGUCACUGAAUCCGUCCUCGCUAUGCAUCACUGAAAAUGUGUGAAAAAUAUCCUUGGCCAGUGUUUUUUGUUGUUUUUUCCAUGAAGUGAUGAUGUUUCUACUGUUUCUGACGAAGUUUAAAAAGCAUCUCGUCCGAUCCACUGGGCAGCUUCUCCUGGACUCGUGUGAAAUAACUGGACACAAGUUUCUGCUUUCACUGGAGGUACAAAAGUCUGAGCCAGCUCGCAGGAAAGAAGUCCCAUAAUUAUAAUAAUAAUAACCUCAAGAAGCGAUGUGCGGGGGCCAAGCACCGUUUCCUGCUCUGUCCCAGAGUGGCUAGUCAUUCUAGACGGUCACUUGGUUCGGACACUUGCACGAGGAGAAUCUCCGCACGCAGAUGAACCCCAACAGCACUGUACAACAUUUCAGUAGGAUCUCCUUUACACUGCUGGAAAUAAGAGUUAUCUGAAUUGAAUUGAAUUGAAAUGAAUCCUGUGGAUGGCCACGCCCCAACUUCUCACACAUGACCUCAGUGUUCAGUUCUUUAGCGUUGGAGCCGUCUAAAAUCCGUCUAAACUGAUUGAGGAAAUGAAGCCUCACUGUUCUGGUGUUCUGGAUUUUGUUGUUUAGAAACAUGUUUUUGCAAAAAUCCAAAGCACUCAUUCUGCAAACGUAUUUUUGAAAUAUCAGGAUCAGCUAGUUCAUCCUCGACGCCAUGAGCUUUAGAGACAAAGAAAAAUCCAGAUGAAGAUUCCAGUCUCUAGGUGCUUGGCCCCAUAAUCAUUUAUUUCAAACUAAUAUAAUACACUUACAGAAUUAUAAAGAAAUUCUAUUCGAUUUAUUCAUAAAAUUUAUAAUAAUGACAUUUUCUUCAAACACACACCCCGUGCUGUUCUGGUCCAUAAUUUAACAAAAAAUCUGUCAGAAUUGGAUUAUUGUUUUUUAAUUAUUGUAGAAUUAAAAUGAUGAUGCAGGCUAACACCUGGCUAACGCUGUACAUUAGCCAUGAACACCAGAGAUCAUUACACAGGGUUUUGAGCAAAGGUUUAAUGUGAAUAAAUCUUUAUUUUUUAUUUAUUUUUGUCCUAAGGGUGCACACACACAUUCCUCUUGUGUUAAGGCUUCACUUCAGGAAACCUAAAACCAAAACCAUGAUUCAAAUUAUUUCUGUUUCCUGAAUUUUUGACGUUUUAGAGGAAAUAGUGUGUUUGGUGCAGGACUUUUAAACUCUUUUUUUUGUUUUGUUUUACCAGGAUUCCUCACGUAUUCAGACCUAUUCUCUUUCCAGGUGUCUUUUGUGAAUUUUGUGAAUUGUUUUGAUCAAAAUUGUGAAUUUUUUUAGCGGUAUACCUCAGAGGUCAGGUCUAGGCACCAUGUUAGUUCUUCAGUUAGAAGACUGCAGCAGCGUAUAAAAUAUAAUUCUGUUUGUUUUUAAUUUUCUUGGGUGAAUCUUCAACAGUGUGCCUUUUUUAAAUUCAGUUCUGUUUCAACAUUUGUUUGCUGAUUUGUUUUUUUGGGGAUUAAAAACCUUUUUUCUAAAAA